UGUUGCCAGGGAGACGACUCAAAACACCAGAUCCCGGUUUCACGUCAAUGGCCACAAGUGAGUGUCCCGGGGUCAAGGGGUCCCGAGUGUGCCUGGACUAAACUCACUGCUGCGACUGAACGCGAGCCUGUGAGCACCGCUUGGGGGGAGGAAGGAUAUCUCGAACUUUUUUUUACCCGACCGUCCGCGGGUCAUUAACACAGACAUUACCGACUGGACUAUGCAGGGAUAACCACGUCCCUAAAGCCAUUCAGCGUCCUGCGUUUCAACUGGAUGACAAAUCACAGUCAGAAAAAUAAAGGACUUCCUCCGCUGGCUUGCUAUGGCCACUGUUUUGACCAGUGCUGCAUAUUACUCAAGCAGAUCUCAGUAAACACUGGGGUGGUUUGAGCUCUAUGCUGCUACAGCAGGGAUGAUCAUGUCCCAUAUGAACGGUCAUGUGCAAGAGGCCUCUGGUCAGGCCAAGAGCCACAGGGAGAGGGCAGUGGACUGUCCAGGAGACGGAAGUAGAAUAGUCAAAUCUUCAAACUGCAGUGCCCACAUGGAGAGGAUUCAGCACUACCAGGAAGAACUUAAGAAAAGGAGAGAGGAGGAGAGCAGGGGGAAGCAUGACAUCGACCCUAAUGCUUCACUGAGGCUCAAGAAGCUGUCACAGAACCCCAAGGUCGGCAUUGACAAUCCCACCUUUGAGGGGAAGGAAAAGGCCACCAAAGACAAAUUCCCCCAGGAUCCUGUCGCUGACCUGGCGGAGUUGUUGCAGGCUCUGAAGUGGGCGCAUCACUGCCUGGCUGACACGCAGAGCCAGCAGGAUGUGGAGCUGAUCAUGCAGCUCCUUUCCAAGGAGGACUUCAAGAAUGCAUAUACCAUCUUCAUUGCUGUAUCCCAGCAGAUGAGCAAAGUCAUUCCCACCUCACCGCUCACAGCACAAGCAGAAGAUCUCUGCCAGGAGGUCCAGAAGAUCCUCCAGUCCAGCCAACAUAAGGAGGGUUUGGAGCUCAAGUCCCUGCUCACCAAUCCUCAUCUACAGGCACUGAUGCAGGCUCAUGACAGUGUGGCAGGGCAGGAAGAGCCAGAAGAAAAUCUGACUCAGUACAUUGGAGAGACGGUUAAACUGGUGCGGCUGGUGAAGGCCCGUGACACUCCGCUGGGUGCAACAGUACGUAACGACAUGGACAGCGUGUUGGUGAGUCGUGUGGUCAAAGGGGGAGCAGCAGAGAAGAGCGGCCUUCUCAGCGAGGGGGAUGAGAUCCUGGAGAUCAACGGGAUAUCCAUUCGUGGGAAACACGUCAAUGAAGUCCACGACUUACUGCAACAAAUGCAAGGAACUCUGACCUUCCUCCUCAUCCCGAGCUCUCAGAUUAAACCUGCUCCACACAGACAGACUGUGAUGCACGUACGAGCUUACUUUGACUACGACCCCUCCGAUGACCCCUUCCUGCCGUGUCGGGAGCUGGGCUUGUCCUUCCAGAAGGGAGACAUCCUCCAUGUCAUCAGCCAGGACGACCCCAACUGGUGGCAGGCCUACAGGGACGGAGAUGAGGACAACCAGCCUCUGGCGGGACUUAUUCCAGGAAAAUGCUUCCAGCAACAGAGAGAAACCUUGAAGAAAACUAUAACAGACAAGAGUCAAGAGCAGCAAGGGAGGCUUUGGUAUGUAAAGAAAAUCAAGAGACAGAAAAGGAAGAUCACGUCUACUUCCUUAAGCAGAAACAUUGACUACGAUGACAUCCUGACCUAUGAGGAGAUGUCCCUUUACCACCAGCCGGCCAAUCGUAAACGUCCCAUCGGUCUGAUCGGCCCCACAAACAGCGGCCACGACGACCUGCGGAGAAAGUUUCUUUCCAUCGAACCAGAAAAGUUUGCCGUUGCUGUUCCUCACACCACCAGAAUCCCAAGGAUACAUGAGCGGAAUGGGCGCGAGUACCAUUUUGUGAGUCGAUCUGCCUUCGAAACCGACUUAGCAGCAGGGAAAUUUGUUGAGUCGGGGGAAUAUGAGAAGAACUUGUACGGCACCAGCACCGACUCCGUUCGACAUGUCAUCAACUCCGGACGGAUCUGUCUGCUCUGCCUCCACACCAGGUCGCUGCAGGUCUUAAGGUCCUCCAACCUCAAGCCCUAUGUCAUCUUCAUUGCUCCUCCUUCCCAGGAACGACUGCGCACUCUGCUGGCCUCAGACGGGAAAACACCAAAGCCUGAAGACCUAAAGGAGGUCACUGAAAAGGCCCGCGAGAUGGAGCAAACUUUCGGCCACUUCUUCGAUGCAACCGUGGUGAAUAUGGAUCCGGACCAAGCUUUCCACGAGCUGCGCAGGCUGAUAGACAAGCUGGACACUGAGCCACAGUGGGUGCCCACGUCUUGGCUGUGCUAGAGAUCACAGGGUGGGGCUGCAGGGAGCCAGUGUUGAACAGAAUGUUCCAGGUGAUGGACCGUGCUAAUCGUCUUUGGAUUUUAACUCGUUCAUUGUCCUCGUAACAGAAGACAUGAUCUUUACCACACACGAUGCAGGGAUGGACUCUUUCUCACAUUUUAUUUUGUUGGUGUGUCUGUGCGUCUUUGUGAUUUUUUUUUUCUUGUUUUGUUUGUUUGUCUGUUUUAUGCCAAGUCAUUUAUCACAUAGAAAUGUUUCUAUCCUAUUAGCAAUAGUUAUUUAUAAUUGUAAAUAUAUAUAUUUUCUAGCCAAAAAGAUCAAAUAUUUUAUGGAUUUUCCUGUGUGUGUGAUAUACAAAUGGUCCACUUGACUUGAAGACUGUUACAAUUUUUCAAUGGUUUCCUGAUGAAGCACGGGGUACGAAUCAGAAGAGAAGCCCCUGUGCUCAAAGUGGCUGCAGUGUAUCGUCUUCCCUUCAGUAACCGAUGGCAAAGGGUGCUGUAACCUGCACAGUUUUGAAGGUACAUCCUCUACACCGGUGUCAGUAUUAUUUUUCUGUAGUUUCAUGUCUCAACUACACUGUGAUAACAGACGUCAAAUCUCAAGUUUUGUCUCUAGCUGGUCAUCAUUACUGUCAGUAUACCAUGCUGCAAAGUACUGCUUGUGAUUGUUUCCACCAGUUUUGUCUGAACCAAACAGCUUAUUGGCUAGUGUAAGUCCAACAAACAUGGUAUUGUUUCUUUGCAGAGAACUUACUGAAUCAUGAGCACAAUUCUUGAAAAGUAUUAAUAAAAUCAGAUCCAUAUCUGCACAACUGAUCUACGCAUUGAUUCCAGUUGUUUUGUGUUCCUACAUUUGAGAACAUAGUUUGGAAUUGGUUGGUAAAAAACAAACAUGUGUACUAACUCAACCAUUGCAAAGGCCCACAGUAACGAAAAAUAAUGUGUUAAAAAUGUGGCAUUUCACAUCUGGCUGGGUUAUUUUCACAAAAUGUUUCCUCGCACAUGGGGAAGGAAAUUGGAUGCUUCACUCUUACCCAUUCCUUUUACAGCUAAAACUAAUAAGCUUCCAAAUUAGUGUAAAAAACUGGAAAGGAAAUAAUGUGUUAACUUUGUUGAAGAAUCUAGGCCUUGUUUGGAUAACAUUUAUUUGAAUGACGUUUGGGACUUUGUUCACUUGCACUUUACAGCGGGGCCGUUUCUGGUUCAAUGGUAAACAUCCUUAAAUGAGGUAAACACAAACCUCCACGACACAGACUCGCACACUUUGAAA
Pungitius pungitius (ninespine stickleback) is the source of this 3640-nucleotide messenger RNA. RefSeq names its product protein associated with LIN7 1, MAGUK p55 family member b (gene pals1b). The transcript is spliced from 14 exons. Bases 413 to 2368 code for a protein of 651 amino acids. Gene Ontology annotation, cellular component: adherens junction; plasma membrane. NCBI's taxonomy places the organism in Eukaryota, Metazoa, Chordata, Actinopteri, Perciformes, Gasterosteidae. Gene Ontology annotation, biological process: morphogenesis of an epithelial sheet; protein localization to plasma membrane; generation of neurons. Gene Ontology annotation, molecular function: protein binding. The record is from RefSeq and is a predicted model, not a curated record.